GUGAUGAUGUAUGUGUUUGAUGUCAGAUACUCGUGUGAGAGGAUGGCUCCUACUGGAUUCCUACACACCAACAUUCUUGCUGACCAUCACCUACCUCCUAACUAUCUGCCUGGGAACAAAAUAUAUGAGAAACAGACCAGCAUACUCACUGAAACAUGUUUUACUGCUGUACAACUUCUCUCUUACUAUGUUGUCUUUAUACAUGCUGGUUGAGCUGAUAUCAUCAGUCUGGUCUGCAGGUUAUCGUCUUCAAUGUCAGGGUCUGCAUGAAGCUGGUGAAGGAGAUAUCAGGGUAGCAAAAGUGCUGUGGUGGUACUAUUCCUCCAAGCUGGUUGAAUUCCUGGACACCAUCUUCAUUGUGCUGAGGAAGAAAAACAACCAGAUCAGUUUCCUACAUGUGUAUCAUCAUGCAUCUAUGUUUAACAUCUGGUGGUGUGUCCUCAAUUGGAUACCUUGUGGACAGAGUUUCUUUGGGCCAACGCUAAACAGUUUCAUCCAUAUUCUCAUGUAUUCUUACUAUGGUUUGUCAACCAUUCCAUCCAUGCACAAAUAUCUGUGGUGGAAACGCUACCUCACACAGGCUCAGCUGGUUCAGUUUUUAUUAACUAUAACACACACAGUAAGUGCAUGGGUCGUUCCUUGUGGUUUCCCUCUGGGCUGUCUGAAAUUUCAAACCUUCUACAUGUGCACACUUGUCACCCUGUUUGUCAACUUCUACAUGCAGACAUACAGAAAGAGGAAGCUGGAGGGUGACAGAAUUGCUAAGGUUGGAGAUCCUAAAAACAGUAACUCUAAUGGCCUUUCACCCACUCUCAACGGAUCAAACUCCAAACAGAAGCUGCAGUGAUGCCACAAUAUGGAGCAAAAUAGAAUGCUCUUCUCAAUUCACUUAUACUAGCACAAUAGUAACCAUAAUCAUCUGAUAAUCAAAAUGCUAGUUUAAUAAAUUAGAGUAGAACUUUUUUAACAAUUUUGUAUCUUUGUUUUGCAUAUGUUCCACUUAAGACAAUGGAAAUGCUGUACAACAAUUUUGUGUGGAAAAACAUUUUUCAAACUCUUAUUCAAAAUAAACACAUCUGUUAUGGAGUACAGUAUCUACUUUAUUACACAUCUUUGGCAAUUUAUCUCUAAUGACAAGAAAACAUUCGGUAAUAUCCCCUAAAUCACUAUAAUAAUCUAUUGUUCAACAAAGGAUGCCUUAGGCUAAGUCUUAAUCUGAUACAACCAUUCAGUGUGUAAUUGAAUGUACUGAUAUGUAGGAUCUUAUAUCAUAGCACUAAUAAUAUACCUUUCCCAAGUCUUCAUUACCAUUCAUGGAUUGUUAGGUAUAAAUGUCAAGUCCCAUUAAAAAUGCUGUAUA
This is a messenger RNA of Cyprinus carpio (common carp), 1360 nucleotides long. RefSeq names its product elongation of very long chain fatty acids protein 2-like. Gene Ontology annotation, molecular function: fatty acid elongase activity. Gene Ontology annotation, cellular component: endoplasmic reticulum membrane. The transcript has 6 exons. Lineage: Eukaryota; Metazoa; Chordata; Actinopteri; Cypriniformes; Cyprinidae. The record is from RefSeq and is a predicted model, not a curated record. Gene Ontology annotation, biological process: fatty acid elongation, monounsaturated fatty acid; sphingolipid biosynthetic process; fatty acid elongation, polyunsaturated fatty acid. The coding region runs from base 11 to 847 and encodes 278 amino acids.